AUGCGUUCCUUCGCCAUCAUCCUCAUUGCCCUGGCGGCAUCGUCAACUUCGGCCUUCGAUAUCUGGCCUCGCUCAUCAUCCAAAUGCCCGUCCGUGUGGUCGGAUGUCGCCUCCGAACUUCAGUCUGACUUUGCUGGCUGUGGUGCUGAUGCUCACGGAGCCAUCCGCGCGCCCUUCCAUGACUGCAUCAACAACGGCUGUGAUGGUAGUCUAAUCCUCACGGACGAAUGCUCGAGAUCCGAAAACGCCGGCCUCUCUGCUAUUUGCAAGAAGUUAAAAGGCUGGAGCGAUAAGUACAACGUCGCUGCAGCCGACAUGAUCCAAUUUGCCGCAGCAACAGCAAUCUCUGCGUGUCCACUUGGCCCUAGGGUUCAAGCAUUGGUCGGCCGCAAGGACAGCUCCAAGGCCGCAGCCGUUGGGAGUGUACCGAGCAGCCGUGGUACCUUAAGCAGCAUCUUGGGAGCGUUCAGUGCGAAAGGUUUCUCGGCCGAUGAUGUUGUUGCACUCAUGGGCACACAUAGUGUAGCACUACAGUUCAACGACGACCCAUCACAAGCUGGCAAGAGUCUGGACUCGACACCUAGCACGUACGACAAUACCUUCUACAAGGAGACCAAGGAUGGCACGGCGCCAUACAGUCUGCAAAGCGAUGUUCUUCUCUCCAACUCGUCUCAGACAGCAAAGACAUGGUCUUCCUUCGCCGAUGACGCCGAUGCUUGGUCCAGCGCUUUCACAGGAGCGUGGAACCGGUUUGCUGUGAUUGGGAGCGAUGCGAGUAAGCUCCAAGAUUGCUCGAGCCUGAUUCCUAGUAGCAGUGCAAGCAAGAAGAGGCAGGCUUUCAAUGCAAGGUUCACGAAGAUGAUGAGUGCGAAGUUCAGGGUGUGA
This is a messenger RNA of Alternaria postmessia, 885 nucleotides long. RefSeq lists its product as uncharacterized. Gene Ontology annotation, molecular function: heme binding; peroxidase activity. The record is from RefSeq and is a predicted model, not a curated record. Gene Ontology annotation, biological process: response to oxidative stress. NCBI's taxonomy places the organism in Eukaryota, Fungi, Ascomycota, Dothideomycetes, Pleosporales, Pleosporaceae. The coding region runs from base 1 to 885 and encodes 294 amino acids. The transcript is spliced from 2 exons.